AUGAUGCAACGUCCCCAGUUCUUCCCAAACACCUUGACCCCACCAACAAUCAAUACCGCCACUCUUGCCACGAGUCUUGAGGAACUUCGUAUUGCUGUUCGCAAUGGAGCUGAACAAGUAAAAGAGAACACUCCCCUCCCCGAAUCUUGGGGUUCUCAUGGCAUAUUUAGAUCUUUCCCUGGUAUUGCCCUUGCCUUUUUGCGCUUGGACUAUCAAUCAUCUAUGUUAGAAGACACCAAAGAGACCUCUAUGAAUUACCGUCAGCUUGGUCUGCAACGAAUUCCGUCAGGUUUGCCAGAGGCACCUCUGCUGCCAUCCCGCUUGUCACCAACUGGCUCUUCUUCGCCCUUGACUGCCAUUACUCUACGUAUUCUGGCUGCACUUGCAAAGGAGGACUGGGAAAAUGGAAAUGCCAAUAUCGCGGUGGAAGACAUUUCUUGUCUUCUCGAUGCUGUGCAGAUGGCACUGAAGAACGAACAUCUUGUUGCCCAUGAUGGCCGCAGAAUGGGUGGAGAUGAGAUGAUUUUUGGUCGAGCAGGACUUCUUUGGACCCUACUAAAUGUUCGGACCCAUACUUUCGAUGAACAAACCCAGAAAGCCCUCACUCCUGUUCUGGGGAAAAUCCCUGAAUUAAUUCGUGUGGUUGUCGAUGCGGGGCGACAGGGUUCGAAGAGUUACAUUGAAAAGAACGGGGAUCAAGAGGCACAUCCAUUGAUGUACGCAUGGAUGGAAGACCACUAUUGUUUUGGGGCGGUCCAUGGAAUCACUGGCAUUCUGGCCAUCCUCCUCUCGGCUAAACCCGAUGAGUUGACUGAACAUCUUCCCGUGAUUGGUGAUAGCAUCACUGCACUUUGCAAGCUGUCCAUUUCCAGUAAUGGCCACCUCCCAAUGGCAUUACCUCCUUUCAGCUACGGACAACGCUCCGAGCUAGUUCAAUUGUGUCACGGUACCCCGGGCCUAUUGAUCCUUCUAGCUGCUGCCUUGAAAAACACCGCCUUGACCCGUGCCCAUUGGGAUCCGUCCUGGGACCAGGCCAUCUACUUGGGCACUGAGCGUGUCUGGGAAGAAGGACUGCUUUCCAAGGGAGGCAGUCUCUGCCACGGCAUUUCAGGAAAUGCCUGGCCAUGGCUUCUCUUGCAUCAUACUUUCGAGUAUUUGUCAAUUAAUGUGGACAACGGCCGAGAGGCAUACCUCCAGCGCGCCCAGCUGUCAACGUUACCAAAUCCAGACGUUUCCCAGAAGCUUACAGGCGACUUCUUCCUCUCGCGUGCACUUGCAUUUAUGUUGCAUGCACGUGAGACUCGACCAUACAAUACCUCUCCCACAUCUUCAGACAAGGACUACCGCAUGCCGGAUGCGCCUUAUGCGUUGUUUGAGGGCCUUGCCGGCAAUGUUUGUGCGUGGGCCGAUACCUGCGCGGUGCUCCAAGCCAAAUUGCGCAAAAUGGAACUAAUUGAACAGGGUAUCUGCCCUACAUCUGGCGUUCCAAAGGACGAAGCAUUCCAAGAAGCUCUACGGAAGCAGGUGGGCUUCCCAGCUCUGGGUGGAAAUGGGGCCACUGGGCUCUACUGA
This is a messenger RNA of Penicillium canescens, 1572 nucleotides long. RefSeq names its product lanthionine synthetase C family protein. Bases 1 to 1572 code for a protein of 523 amino acids. The transcript has 4 exons. The record is from RefSeq and is a predicted model, not a curated record. Gene Ontology annotation, cellular component: plasma membrane. Lineage: Eukaryota; Fungi; Ascomycota; Eurotiomycetes; Eurotiales; Aspergillaceae. Gene Ontology annotation, biological process: carbohydrate metabolic process; peptide modification.